AUGAAUCUGGUUCAAGAUGAAUUCGCCAUCUACUUUGAAUAUGAUCUUGCUGCACCUCCAAAUAAAUUGCCAAACUCAACGCGUUUCAUUCUGAUAUCUGACACUCACAAUCGUACAUUCGAUAUUCCAUACGGUGAAAUUCUCAUACACGCAGGUGAUUUGUCUACUCUGUCCAACAUUGAAUAUGGAGUAACUGCAAAUUGGCUUGCAUCAUCUUCCUGCCCUUCAAAAGUCAUUAUAGCUGGAAAUCACGAUAUAAUGUUACUGAGAGAGGGAUAUCCAUAUACAAAUGGCAGUUGGAAUCUAUCUCACAGCGACCCCGACGCUAUACACUUCCUAUGUGGAAUUCAAGGUGUCACUAAUGGUGUUUACUACCUCCAAAAUAACACCAGAGAAAUAGGCAUAGAUAGAAAGACAUGGAAGAUUCUUGGUUCUCCUCUAUACCCCUCCCGUCGACCAACGAAGCAUACAGCUAUGAAAGCAUUACAAACAGUCAGCAGCUUUGAACCUACCGAUGUUUUAAUCACCCACGGUCCUCCUCGAAACAUCCUCGAUAAAACCCAAUCCAAUUUACACGUCGGCUGCAUCGAAUUGACAGACGCACUGCCGCGUCUGAGACCAAAACUACAUGUCUUUGGACAUAUACACGAAAGCAGAGGAUUUCAAGUCGUUCAUUACGACAACGGUGACUACACUAUUCAUGUCAAUGCAGCUAACAGUCCAGUCGGUGGUCAUUAUGUGAAUGAUAAGGAUAAGGAUUACAAUCUGCAUGCUGUGAUUGUUGAUAUUGUCAAUCUGUAA
Molecule: messenger RNA, 801 nt
Organism: Wallemia ichthyophaga EXF-994
Lineage: Eukaryota; Fungi; Basidiomycota; Wallemiomycetes; Wallemiales; Wallemiaceae
Product: Metallophosphoesterase domain-containing protein 1
Exons: 5
Coding region: 1-801 (266 amino acids)
Molecular function (GO): hydrolase activity
Source: RefSeq, a predicted model, not a curated record